AGAAAAGAAGGCUCAGGACAGAGUGGGUUGGAGAAUGCUGGUCAGCGGCCUAUGCUCCAUUGGGAGUAACAGGCGUAUGUAAGUAAGUAAGUAAGCUGGUUGUCAGAAGGGGCAUCGGUCUCGUAACUUCCGAAGGAAUUCGGCUUUCAUCAUGAAGCGUCAUAAUUCUUCUAAAUGAAGACCUUCAGACUCCCAAGGCAGAGGUUAAAAGGUUUGAAUAAUUUUUUCUGGUUAGCGUUUAUUUAGCGAGUUAGUUUCACAUUUAAAUAGUGGCUAUUUUUUCUGUAGUAUUCUCAAACAAAGGAAAGUAAAUCUUUUACAAAAAGCUUGUUCUGUUCCGCUCUUAUCAAGUUAAUGCCUAGUUUGCUGAUAAAGUUUGAUGUUCCUUCAUUAACUUAUUCAGUAGCCAUUCCAUCGUAAGUGUGUGUGCGCGACUUGGGAUAAAAAAUUAUUACUUAAAUUCACAGAUAUCCAAGUGCUGCGAGGCUUUUUGUACUUAAAACCAGCGUUCGAAAGAUAAUUGACUAGUCCUAUAUAGUAUUAAACUCGCAUAUCGGGUUUCUCUUUUGUUUGCCGCCAAAAUACAACCCUUAUGUGCAUCCACAAUGAUCAACUACCCCAUGUUGUUUUGGGCUUCGACACUCGUGAAAGUUCUCCAGCUUUAGCAAAUGAAGUUAAUCAAGGUGUUAGUGUUAUGCAUGGCAUCUGCCAUGAACUUGGACUAGUGACCACUCCGCAACUUCACUAUUUUGUUCAAUAUAUUAAUUCAAUUGGUAGCCCAUGUUCCAACCAACUUGUUGAUUUAGAAACUAUUUACGUUCAUCAUUUUGCUGAACGUUUCACCACCGCGUUAGAAAAUUUACAAAGUUGUACUGAAUCAAUACAUUUAAAUAUAGAUUGUGCACAUGGUGUUGGUUCUAAAGUUUUAGAACGUUUUCGUGCAUAUUUUUCAUCUGUCAAAGGCCCACGUAGAUUAAUAUUACACUUAUAUAAUACAGAGACAGAAAAAAAAGAGUUACUUAAUCAAAAUUGUGGAGCUGAUUUUGUUAAAAUAACACUAAAUGCACCAAAGUUAACCCCACCGAAUGAACAGUCUAUCAUGUAUCCAGAUCGAUGGGCAACAAUCGAUGGAGAUGCUGAUAGAUUAAUCUAUUUUCGACCAAUUUUUACACAUUGUUCAUCAUCUUCAGAUAAUAGGUUAAGUAAUGACAUGAAAGAAUUACAUCUAACUGGGGCUGUAGCUCAACAAGUUGAACUUCUGGAUGGUGAUCGUAUAUCAUGUCUUUUUGCUCAUUUUCUUGUUAAAGUUCUCAAGUCAGUAUCUUCCGAUCGUAAUUUAACUAUCGGAGUCAUACAGACAGCUUAUGCAAAUUCUGCGUCUACACGUUAUUUAGCUGAACAUCUUCAUGUAUCAGUAGUUUGUGUUCCAACUGGAGUAAAACAUUUGCAUCAUGCAGCGCAAAGUUUUGAUUUUGGGAUUUAUUUUGAGGCUAAUGGACAUGGAACUGUAUUAUUUUCCAAACAUAUUUUAAAUUUUGCAAAAAAUCUAAAUGUGAACAAUCCACUUCGUACAUUUAUUGAUUUAACUAAUACUUCAAUUGGGGAUGCUAUAACUGAUAUUCUCUUGGUGGAAUAUACAUUAGCUUGGUUAAAUUGGUCAUUUAUUAAUUGGUUUUCAAUGUAUGAUGAUUUACCAUCGAAACAAUUAAAAGUUACUGUAGCUAAACGUGAUCUUAUACAAGUUACAUGGGAUGAAAGACGUGUAACAAGUCCAAUUGAACUACAAAUUGCUAUCGAUGAAGCUGUUCAACAAGCCGAUAAAUUAGUUGAUAAAAUUGGUACAUCACGUGCAUUUGUUCGUCCUUCAGGCACAGAAGACACUGUACGUAUUUAUGCUGAAUCGUAUACACAUGAAGCAACUGAUUGGUUAUCCGCAACAAUCGCUUUAAUAACUUAUAGAUUAGCCGGUGGAAUAGGUCCUCAGCCUACACCUCCUAAACCUCUUCAUUCCAUUUGUAAUUGAUUCAUCAACUAUUUUUAAUCGUAAUUACUGUGAAUUAAUGUGCUGGUCGGUGCUCUUUCUUUCCUCCUUUUGUUCUGUCUUGAUUUAUUUAAUCAUAUUUAGUUAUUUUGAUGUAUUUUGUUAUUAUUUGUAAUCUUGCGAAAUUAUAACUUUCGUCUCUUUACUGUUUUUUUUCCUAUGUUCUCCUCUCGAUUAUAUCUGAUGGUAAUUAUUAAGUAGUUAAUUUAUAUAAUGUUAUGUCAUGAAAUAAUGUGUAUUACAAUGUGAUAUAGAAUAUUUACAAUAAAUUAAUUUCAUACAGAACAAAUGUUAUUAAUAAUAAUGUCUUAUUUUUAAUUUUGCUUUAGAAAGAGAAGACUAUGUGUUAGAUGGUUGGAGGCAGUCGACAGGAAACUCUAGAUCUAGGUCUCAUACUAUUUGACACUCGUCAAUGGGUUAUACUCAUAGUUAUGAAAGAAGUGCUCACAACAGAUUUUGUCCCAUGUCAUGUAGCUCCACAGUUAGAGACGCUACCAUUAAGCUGCCCAGGUCACGACUGACCUGUAGGAUUAUAAUAUUUACAACUGAUUUAGCAAUAAGUAGUGACCAAUAUAAUAUUUAUCUAGUUCCUUAUAAUCCUGACCGGUUCCUGCUAUUCAAGUUGCAACUUGACAAACAUGAUAUUGGUUACCGCUCAGUUGUCAAUCAAUUAUAUGAGACUGUGUG
Molecule: messenger RNA, 2728 nt
Organism: Schistosoma intercalatum
Lineage: Eukaryota; Metazoa; Platyhelminthes; Trematoda; Strigeidida; Schistosomatidae
Source: the annotation of a GenBank genome assembly